Messenger RNA from Lathyrus oleraceus (garden pea), 994 nucleotides. RefSeq names its product agamous-like MADS-box protein AGL80. Gene Ontology annotation, biological process: positive regulation of transcription by RNA polymerase II. Gene Ontology annotation, molecular function: protein dimerization activity; cis-regulatory region sequence-specific DNA binding; DNA-binding transcription factor activity, RNA polymerase II-specific. Lineage: Eukaryota; Viridiplantae; Streptophyta; Magnoliopsida; Fabales; Fabaceae. The record is from RefSeq and is a predicted model, not a curated record. The coding region runs from base 69 to 800 and encodes 243 amino acids. The transcript is spliced from 2 exons.
ACAUAACAAACAAAUUACAAAAUUUUCUUCUUGCUCAUUUCUUUUUGUUGUUUUGAUCAUCACUGAUCAUGAGUAGAAAGAAGGUGAAACUUCAAUACAUAAUCAAUCAAUCUAGUAGGAAGGCAUCCUACAACAAAAGGAAAACAUGUUUAUUGAAAAAGGUUAAGGAAAUCAGCAUCCUUUGUGGGAUAGAAGCAUGUGUCAUAAUCUAUGGUGAAAACAGUGUUGAACCAGAGGUUUGCCCACCUAGUCCUGGAACACUAAAUGUGGUACUCAAGUUCCGCAGUGUUCCUGAAUUCGAACGAUACAAAAAGACUAUGGAUUUGGAAGGUUUCUUGAGGCAAAGCAUAGAGAAAUCCCAGGAGCAGUUGAGAAAACAAAUUUUGGAGAACAAGAAGAAAAGAUUUAUCAAUUUAAUUGAUAUAGCCCUUUUCAAUAAACAUAACAAUACUGAUCUUGUGAACAUAAAUGAAGUCAAUGAUCUUGUGAACAUGAGUGAACUCAAUGAUCUGACGGAAUUUAUUGAUAGCAAUAUCAAGGAAGUUGAAAAAAAGUUGAAUUCAGUGAAUGUUGAAGCCGAUGAGUAUGUUGGUAAUGGAAUUGAAGCUAUGACUGGAAUAGAGCAGCAAUAUAAUAUUGGAAAUGCACAAGGUGUGAUGAAUGGAGGAAAUAUGCAAGCUGAUGUCCAUGGUUUGGAUACGAACAUGGGUUUUGGGAUCCAAAGUGAUUAUCAAUAUCUUUCAUGGGACUACUCCAUCAUACCAUAUCAUGAUUAUAAUAUGGACAGAGAUGAUGUUUGAUCUAGCUAGUUCAUAUCUUUCUUGUUUUGUGUGUCUUUCAGUGUCUUUGUAUGGUGUUUUUUUUCAAUUAAUGUCUCUUUUAUUUGUGUUUGUUUGUUUGAGUCAAUGUGUGAUCGUGUCUUAUGUUAGCUUUCACAGUGAUCAUGAUUAAAACAUGAUCAUCAAUAGAAUAAUAGUGGUUUAAUUUGUGUUUU